Monoraphidium neglectum is the source of this 303-nucleotide messenger RNA. RefSeq lists its product as hypothetical. The record is from RefSeq and is a predicted model, not a curated record. The coding region runs from base 1 to 303 and encodes 100 amino acids. The transcript has 4 exons. Lineage: Eukaryota; Viridiplantae; Chlorophyta; Chlorophyceae; Sphaeropleales; Selenastraceae.
AUGAAGGGACGUUCAAGCCGGCGCGCUGAGGUCUGGGCUGCCGUCACCGGCGACGCCCUGGAGAUUCGCAGCUGGGAGGGUCGCCGCGGCGCGCGUGCCGCCACGCCGCUCUAUGAGGUCCCCGCGGCGCUCUACGCGCGCUGGGGCGAAGAGGGCGACAUGCCUUUCUUUGUGAGGGGCGUCAUAAACGUCGGGUUCAGCCCACAGCUGCGGAACUUUGUCUUCAAGGUCGCCUAUUACGGGUUUGAGUUCAACGGCUACACUGCCUCCCUGGCCGGCGCCAACCCUGACUGCAAGCCAUAG